AUGUCACCUGAUACCGUGUCGGCUCUAUUUCCAGACCGGCCUAUCCGGCCACUACCGAAGCGUCGACUUCGAGAACGCUUGUCGCCAGAGGUCGCCCAUUCGAUCAAAUAUCCUCCGUCCACCCACGAUACCGUCCCCCUCUUUUACUACCCGCCGUAUACCGUCAAGGAAGGUGGGGACUCCGUCGCCACCGAGUCCGCCGGUCCUCUUGAACACAAUCGGCGAUCGAACCUGGGAGCAACCUUUGGAUCCUUGCGAAACGGCGUUGGUCCUGAAGUUGCGGAAGAGGAGGAAGCUAUUGUGCGUAGCACACUCGUCGCUCGAUCCCCUCCGGAAAUUUUCAGCCGAGCAGCUCGCAAUCCAUCUCGGCCAGAUCAACCUCGACCGGCAGACCCCCAGCCACCGCCCUCGGCAACCUCAUCAGUCGAUGGCUACGACUCUUUUGAAAACACCAACAACAAGAAGAAGCGAAAAAUCCCAUCCGCAGGUGACUCGGCCAUCAACGCUGCGCACUCGCUCAACAGCGAAACCAGCUCCCUCGCCAUCUCGGCUGGUGGACAUUCUCCUACGAGCAAUGCCCACGAUGACAGAUUGCACCACAGCACCUCUGGCUACGUGGCGUCGGGGCCCUAUGUACCCAUCAAUCAGGGAUUCUCUGGACCCGGAAGAGGGCGACUGGGUCGUGCAAGGAACGGCAGAAGUCCCCUGCAAGCUCUGCCAGACGGCAACAAUGUAUGGCCGGCGCGGUCAUCGAAAGCUGCACAAGAAGGCAGUGGCAUCAUCUCCAGUGCCAUAGCCAACGCCGAAAAGCUGCCGUCUCAGGGACAGGAGAACAUUAGUCUUCUGCAGCAACAUUCUGCCAUGGCGAAAACCACGCCGGCGUCAACACAGUUCACAUUCACCUGUGACUCUCAGGUAGCUGGAACAGUGCAGUGGCCUGGCCACCCAAACAAGCACUCUUUGGCACCCCAGGUGGCAGGGGCCGUAUCCAAGGCACCCAAUGGCGUCAACCACGAAGUGUCUUCCAAGGCGACCGGCGCCAAGGCCAGCCAAUCGCGCAGGAAAUCACGUCGUCGUUUGGAGCAGGAGUUGAACAUUGCAGCGCGUCACCGCCGGCAGAUUGCCGCCGAGAACUAUUAUCAUCAUCCCCCCAAGGGCGAAGAUGUGUGGAUCUGCGAAUUCUAUCGCCGACACCGCCAGGAAGAAGCCGACCGCAAGCGACUGCUCGAAAAGGCAAAGGCGAAGAGCCGCAAGGGCAAGAAGAACGGCAAGGCGGUCAACAAGGGCAGUCAUGGAGGGCACCAUAUGUCUGACCAAGGCCCGGCAGACGUGGCUGGCGACCAGGACGCUCCGCCCAUGCACCAUGGGCAUAGCCAUUCGACGCAAUCAGAGGAAGAGGAGUACGCGGGCGACUACGAAGAAAGAUACGCCAGGCUGCCCUCUGAACGUCGGCCAGCUGGGGGAGUCGGCGGGGGUGAAGCUAUUUGCACACAUGCCAAGACAUAG
Messenger RNA from Hirsutella rhossiliensis, 1506 nucleotides. RefSeq lists its product as uncharacterized. The record is from RefSeq and is a predicted model, not a curated record. The transcript has 4 exons. Bases 1 to 1506 code for a protein of 501 amino acids. Lineage: Eukaryota; Fungi; Ascomycota; Sordariomycetes; Hypocreales; Ophiocordycipitaceae.